Messenger RNA from Thrips palmi, 3525 nucleotides. RefSeq lists its product as uncharacterized. Gene Ontology annotation, molecular function: DNA-directed DNA polymerase activity; DNA binding; nucleotide binding. The transcript has a single exon. The record is from RefSeq and is a predicted model, not a curated record. Bases 1 to 3525 code for a protein of 1174 amino acids. Gene Ontology annotation, biological process: DNA replication. Lineage: Eukaryota; Metazoa; Arthropoda; Insecta; Thysanoptera; Thripidae.
AUGCACAGUGUAAGCGAGACAGAAGACAAGGAACAAAAUGAAUUUACCUCAGAACCUCUUUCAAGUGUUGCUUUUUCGAAAGAUUCAUCUCUUGGCGACAAAGUUGUUCGUUACAAAUUUAAAAUUGAAGGGAGAGCUCAAGCUGAUUUAAACUUUGCUCUCCUAGAUUUAUUGGUACAUUUUCAACAUGUUUGUGAACAUCUUUACAAGGAAUGGAGGGGUCUCAAAGCUUCGCUUUAUUGUGCAGUUUUGCUCUCAAAACCUAACCCGGCAUUAAAUCAGAACGAAGAAACAAUUGUAGCGCAUUUGCGGUCCGACACGUUUGUUCUUCUUGGUGUUGAUUCAAAGACCAUUGAUGAAUUAAUUCAGGCAGCCUGUAUGUCUUUGCUUUCACAAUUAGAUUCAUUUUCGGAGAACGGAUCAGGGUGGUACCUCGAAGAGGUGUUACAAGUUCAUUUGAAUGCAGCGAGCUACAAUCCACUCUCGGGUGGUUGCUACUUGCAACGUGAAAUUCCUAAAUGGAUUAAACAUACACGGUCUUGUAUUGAUAUACCUCGUUCUGGUAAUCAGUGUUUCCUUUAUUCUGUACUUGCUUGCCUUCUUUCUUGUAAAUACAAAAAUUUAGCAGGAAAAAGCCUAGGCUUUUUUCAGAAGUAUGAAUCAUUAGUAGACGUGUCUAUGAUAGAUUUUCCAGUAAAAAUUAACCAAAUAUCUCGUUUUGAAUCUAAAAAUCAAAAUCUUGCAGUAAAUGUUUUUGGUGUAGAAAAGAAACAAAAGACGUUUUUCCCUAUUCGCGUUUCAAAAAAACGUGGCGACAACAUUUGUUGGAUCGAUUUAUUGUUUUUAAACAACCAUUAUGUUGCGAUUGUUGACAAAUCUAGACUUUUUUCAGCUACAUUAUCUAAAAAUGGACACAAAAGAUUUUUUUGUGACUACUGCGUUAACAGUUUUGUAUCUAAAAGAGAACGCAAGCUUCACACAGAAUUGUGUCAGAAACAAACCCCUCAAAAAACAUUUUUGCCCUCAGAUGAGUUUUCUAAACUUCAGUUUUCUAAAAUCGAGUACACUGAAAUAUUAGACUUUUUCAUCGUUCUAGAUUUUGAAGUCAUUUUGCCUCAGAUUGGUGUUCUAAACAGUUCAACUACAUCAUCAUCAUGGACAAGUUUUACUCAAAAACAUGUUCCGUGUACUUUUGCUUUUUGUACAGUAGACUGUCUUGGUAAUUUGUACACUCAGCCUGUAGUGUACAACGGACUUGAUGCUGCUGUAGUUUUACUAAAAGAACUCCAAAAGGAGGCAGACAAACUGUUGAACCUUCCUGCUAAACCAAUGCUUCCAUUUACGCCAGGCGAUCAAAAAAGGUUUGAAAGUGCGAUUUGUUGUGAAAAAUGUUCUGUACCUUUUGACAGUUCUAAUCCUCCAAACAGAGAUCAUAAUCAUUUUACUGGGGCUUUGAGAGCAAUUCUGUGCGCCAAAUGCAAUUUGAAACUUAAAUGCAGACGAACGAUAACAUGUUUGUGUCACAACUUAACAUCCUAUGAUCAAUUUAUCUUGCUAGAAGCUAUCGCUGAGAUUUUUAAUCCUAGCUGCGAUAAAUUAAAAAUUAUUCCCCGAACGUUAGAAAAGUACAGAAGUUUUACUUUUAAUAAACUUAGAUUUGUAGACAGCUUUUCUUUUAUGUCUGCAAGCUUAGAAAAGCUCGUAAAAACCUUGGGACCCUUAGAUUUUCAGAUUUUUGAACAACAUUUCACUAACAAAUCGUUGCGUGACCUUUUGAGAAAUUCUAAACAAAAAUUUCCUUAUGAAUAUUGUACUAGUUUUGAGAGGCUAAAAGAAAAGCAGUUACCUAGUAUGGCUAGUUUUUACUCGUCUUUAACAGACGAGACUAUUUCACUGCAAGAGUACAACCAAUGUCAGAAAAUAUUUGACUCUUUUGAAUGUCAAAACCUGCAAGACUAUCUUAAUGUUUAUGUUAAAUGCGACAUUCUCCUGCUUGCCUGUUGCAUUCAAAAUUUUAGGAAAGUAAACUUUGAGUGGUAUGGAAUAGAUUGUUUACAUUUCAUCUCUGCUCCCUCGUUCUAUUAUCAAGCUUGUUUGAAAAUGAGCGGUGUGGUUUUAGACCUCUUUCAAGAUCCUAAUGAGUAUUUGAUGGUAGAAAAUGGCAUUCGAGGUGGGCUCUCUCAAGUCUUUCAGAGACACUGCAAAGCAAAUAAUCCUUCUCUAAAGAAUUACGAUUCGACCAAGCCUACUUCCUAUGCAGUCUUGCUUGAUCAGAAUUCGCUUUAUGCAGCCGCCCAAUAUCAUUUUAAAAUGCCCGUGGGAAAUUAUCGUUGGUUGACUCAAGAUGAAAUCAAACAACUUGAUGUUCUAAAUUUGAAUCUAGACGGGGAAAUGGGUUAUAUUUUUUAUUUGGACUUGAUAUAUCCACAAUCUAUAAAAGAAUUCACUAAACAAUUUCCUCUUUGUCCUACAACAGAAAAUAUUUGUUACAACAUGCUAUCUGAUUAUCAGAAACAAUGGCUAAACGAUAUGGGUGUUCGUUAUCCUACUAAAGGUGUCACCAAACUUGUUGCGUCUCAACUUGAUAAAAACAAUUUAACUAUUCAUUUGGCUCCCCUUCAAACUUAUCUCAAGUUAGGUAUGAAAAUAGGAAAGAUACAUAGAGUCCUAACUUACUCUCAAUCUUAUUGGCUUCAAAAUUGGGUUCAAUUUAAUAUUGACAAGCGUAAAUUGGCUAAAACUAAGCUGGAGCAAGACACCAGCAAAUUAUCAAUCAAUUCUGUUUUUGGUAGUUUUUUGCUGUGUAAGCGAAAGCAGCGGCGAGUUACAUUAGUCUCAAACGAGAGACAAUUGAGAAGGCUUGUUUCAUCACCGCUCUUUACCAAUGCAAACGUUAUCAAUAACAGACUGUGUGUUGUAGAACAUCGGCCUAGCUUUGUUGUAUUAGAUAGACCCUACAUUUUGGGCUUUUGUAUUCUGGAACAUGCUAAAACUAUAGUGUAUCGUUUCUACUAUGACACUCUAGUGAAAGUCUUUGGGGAGAGGAUGAAUCUGGCCUACGUCGAUACUGACUCAUACUUCCUUACAAUUAAAACUGACAAUUUGUAUGAAGAAUUCAAGAAGCUCUCUGCUCAUUUAGACACUUCAAACUAUAACCCCCUUCACCCCUUGUACUCGUUAGAAAAUAAAGGCCGUUUGCUUUGCGUUAAGGAUGAGUUAGCUGGUCGACCCAUUUCUGAGGCUAUUUUUAUCAAGUCUAAAUGUUAUUGUAUUCAGGUUGAUGACGAUACUUGCACUAAAAAGCUUAAGGGUGUCUCUAGGCGGUCUGUAGACAAACGUUUGACUUUUGACGACUAUUUAAACUGUUUGUAUGAGAACCGCAAAAUUUUUGUCCAACAAAUGCAGAUAACAAACAAAGAUUUUAAGUUGUACACUGCUAAAAGUAAUCGUUUGGCUAUUUCUUCGUUUGAUGACAAGUCAUAUUACUUGGAUUCUGUAACACUGCAACCCCACGGGUAUAAAUAA